This is a messenger RNA of Drechmeria coniospora, 1686 nucleotides long. RefSeq lists its product as uncharacterized. The record is from RefSeq and is a predicted model, not a curated record. Lineage: Eukaryota; Fungi; Ascomycota; Sordariomycetes; Hypocreales; Ophiocordycipitaceae. The transcript has a single exon. Bases 1 to 1686 code for a protein of 561 amino acids.
AUGGCAACCGUCUUCAGCACCUCAAAGGGAUCGGCCUCAUCUCUCAUCUCGCCAGACCCUUCACCGUGCCGAGGUCGCGUCCGGCAGCGGCCUUCGCCAUCAACACCAACACGGAUCCCCCCGUUCGACCGGCGGUUUGCGUCUCCCGUGGCGCAGUUCUACUUCCUCCACAUCAUUGACUGCGACACGGCCACCUUGGAAGUGCAAGUGCUGGGAGCCAAUCUCAGCUUCACAUUCACGCACUCGCGCGCGCUGCAGGCGUCGUGUCCCUCGAAGAUCGCAGUGAGCUUGGAACGCAAGACGACGGGCUUUCUCGCCAUGGUGAGAUCGCAACGGCGACAGCAGAUGCCACCAGGUCACUCGAUCGACGCCCCUCACGACUGCAGCGAACGAGAAAGUCUCGAGGGUGGGAUCGAAGGAGGCAAUGAGCAACGCAUCGUUCUCGCAUGGGCAGAGUCCGGCCACGGCGUCGGAACCGGUGGUGAAAUGCUCGACGCACCCGGUCUCGGCACCAACUCGUGGGCGACACUGUCGAAUAAGAUAUGGACGCGGCGCGCGAUCCGCAUCGGCCGCCUUCUGGGCCUCAAGAUGGAUCGACCCUACGACAACAUGGGCUCGCGACGGCUUCAAGGCGAGGCGAGCGAGAAGCUUAGGGGAAUAUUUCUCGCGUCACACGUCGAGGUCAAGCUGGCAACGCACGCCGUGUACACGCUACUGCGCAUCUUCAAGAUUCCGCACGGCGGCAGGGCGGGUUUAGAAAUCGACGCGCUGCGGGCGCUGCGAGAGGCGCGGUGGGAAGACGGGUCGAGGCCAAGAGUCGAGAUCUACUUCUCGAGACGCAACUGCGGGUCGUGCGGCAUCUUCACCCAGAGACUCAGCCAGCUGACGGGGGUGCACAUGGCCUUGCUAUGGCGGGACCGGCUGACGAAGAUGGUGUACCAUGGACGGCGCCUCCAGACGACAGAAGGGCGCAGACCUCCCCCCGCCGUUCGCGCGGUAGAAGGUGAGUCUCUUGACGAUGGCGGCUCGGCACGUGGAAACAGAGAUGGAAACGUGCCACUUUCGGACGUCGUGGACCUUACGAGGGCCUCCUCGCAGCAAGCCGUCGACCUGACACGGAAAACACCGACUGCUGAAUGCUCUGAACAUGGCGAUGACGAUGAAAAUGAGGACGGGGGCCGCGAUGGCGGCGGCGGCGACGACGGCGACGACGGCUCCACGAGAGAUGGCCAGUGGACAGUAUUGGAUGCGUACUUUGACGGCCUGGCAUACUGCGUCGGCCAGCUUGGUCACCGCCGUGUCUCGUUUCGAUCGGUACGGGCCGCCGUCGUCGACUUUGCGCGCCGGAUGCUGAAGCAUGCACACCACCGCUCAGACAACUCCUGUCGGUGCGCCUUCACGCCUAACCAGCGCGUCCUAUAUCAGACAUCCGGCAUGUUCGAGACAUGCGAGACGGCGUCGGCGUUGGAGUCGGCGGCCCGUUUCUGGGCAGGCCGCGGGGGCGGUGCCAACCAGCGACAAAGCGCCAGGGUGCAACGGAGGCGACAAGUGGAGAGAAGGCAUCGCCGUGGGCAGGCGGUGAGAUUGGGCGUGCGAGAGCGGUCGCGGAGGAGAGAUGGCAGCGCUCCGAGCAGCGGCAGAGGAAGCAGCUGUUUGAGGCUAAAGGUGCGAUGGCAGGACGUUUAG